AUGGAAGCCUGCAUCUCCUCGGAGUGUGAAUGUCCUAAAACCCAUCACUCUGCGAAAUAUCUUAAACCCUAGCCAACACUAUCACGAAUCAUUCAUCUUCAUUUCUUUGAGCAACUCUGUUGGAUUCGUGCUCAAAGACGAUGAUGAGUGCACUUAUUCUACGGAGAUCCGCCGCCUUAGCGAUCUCCAGAGGUAGAGUUAACGCCACCUUGUUAUCCCCAAUCGCGAACUUGUUGGCUUCUCCUGUGGAUGUUAAUGGCGGCGUUGUAUCUGCUGCUGAGUUUGGGCAGUUCUCUAGUGCUGUGGUGAUGAAGAGGCCUCUAGGUUUUGGUUCCCGACCGAAGGAAUUUCAUGUGGCUUCUGGGCCGUUGAAUUUCAGGGCGUCGUUGGUUUCUCAGGCGGAGUUUGCGGUGGAAGAGUAUGACGAUGCUAGCAGUAGUAGAAGCGGCGAUGAAGGACUCGAGAUUAGCAAGCUUGGGAUCGCGCCGGAAAUCGUCUCUGCUUUGGCGAAAAAGGGUAUAACUAAGCUAUUCCCUAUUCAGAAAGCUGUGCUAGAACCAGCAAUGCAAGGCCGUGACAUGAUAGGUCGUGCUAGAACUGGAACAGGAAAAACUCUUGCCUUUGGGAUUCCCAUCUUGGACAAAAUCAUUCAAUUCAAUGCAAAACACGGAAGAGGAAGGAAUCCAUUGGCGCUAGUUCUAGCUCCAACAAGGGAACUUGCUCGACAGGUUGAGAAAGAAUUUCAAGAGGCUGCACCUAGCCUGGACACAAUAUGUGUUUAUGGGGGGACACCAAUUUCACGCCAAAUGAGGCAGCUUGACUAUGGCGUUGAUAUAGCUGUCGGAACACCUGGCCGCUUGAUUGAUCUCCUCAAUAGGGGUUCUCUAAAUCUAUCAGAAGUCCAGUUUGUUGUUCUUGAUGAAGCAGACCAGAUGCUUCAAGUAGGCUUUCAAGAAGAUGUUGAGAAGAUUUUGGAGAGGUUGCCAAAGAAACGUCAGAGUAUGAUGUUCUCUGCGACAAUGCCAUCUUGGAUCAGAAAACUCACUCAAAAUUACUUAAUCAAUCCAUUAACCAUUGAUCUCGUUGGAGAUUCUGAUCAGAAAUUGGCAGAUGGAAUUAGCUUAUUUUCAAUUGUUGCAGACAUGCAUGGAAAAGCAUCUAUAAUUGGGCCUCUGAUAAAAGAACAUGCGAAAGGAGGGAAGUGUAUUGUUUUCACUCAAACAAAACGUGAUGCUGAUAGAUUAGCCUAUGCAAUGCCGAAGGACUUUAGGUGUGAAGCUUUGCAUGGAGAUAUUUCACAGAGUCAGAGGGAAAGAACUCUUUCUGGUUUUAGAGAUGGGCAGUUCAACAUUUUAGUUGCAACUGAUGUUGCAGCAAGAGGACUUGAUAUACCCAAUGUUGAUCUUGUAAUACAUUUUGAGCUUCCAAACAACGCAGAGAUAUUUGUCCAUAGAUCAGGCCGUACAGGUCGUGCUGGUAAGAAAGGUAGUGCUAUUCUUAUUUACUCACAGGAUCAGUCAAGGGCAGUCAGAGUGAUUGAGCGUGAAGUGGGAUGCAGAUUUACCGAGCUUCCAAGGAUCACUGUUGAGGGUGGUGCUCAUGUAGAUAUGUUCAGCGACAGAGGUAAUGGUAGUCAAUUUGGCUCUUUUGGAGGAUUCAGGGAUCGUCGAAUGAAUGAUACAGGUCGUUUUGGCGGCCAAAGAGGUCCCAGUUUUGGUCGAGGAGGUUAUGGGAAUUCUGGUUCCACCCGUUCCAGCGGCUUCAAGGAUUCUUUUGGGCAAAUGGGUAGAAAUAGCGGAGCUAGCUCUGGAGGUUUUGGUUCUUUUGGUGCUCGUAGCUCAAACAAUGCAGGAAAUUUUAGCUGGUCGGGGUCUGGUCGUUCUGGCGGGUUUGGAGAUUUCGGUAAUUCAAGUCGAUCGGGUGGCUUUGGGGAUUUUGGUUCAGGUCGUAGUUCAGGAUUUGGUGACAGAAAUUCCAGAAACUCUGGCUUAUUCGGUGGUGACAACAAAUAUGGAAGCGAAUGAGAGCACCGGAGAAGGUCAUUUUGAACUAAAUUGGUGAGACAUCACAGGGAAAUAAUUGCCUUGGAUUAAUGACGAAUUUCCAUAAAUCAGGGAUUUUUUUGAGGUAGUAACGAAUGGCAUGUUUCUUGUAUUUUCUUUUGAGAUUUCAUAUAUUUUUGCAGUUGAUACAAAUGUAGUAACCACUCUGAAACAAAAUUAACCUCAAUAUUAGCAACCAUAUUAUAGUAUGGUCUCAUGUAUAAAUUGUUUUUAGAUA
Messenger RNA from Momordica charantia (bitter melon), 2280 nucleotides. Its product is annotated as DEAD-box ATP-dependent RNA helicase 53, mitochondrial. Lineage: Eukaryota; Viridiplantae; Streptophyta; Magnoliopsida; Cucurbitales; Cucurbitaceae. The record is from RefSeq and is a predicted model, not a curated record. Gene Ontology annotation, cellular component: cytosol. Gene Ontology annotation, molecular function: RNA helicase activity; ATP binding; nucleic acid binding.